UUCAAGGCGCUCCAAAAUCUUACUCCCAAACACCUUCCUAGCUUUUUUCUCCCACCAUUCUGCGUCUCCCAUUUCUAUUUCUCGCAGCAUUUUAUGCAGCUUGAACCCCCUGCUUUCCUAAUAUGUGCUCCCCACAAGCAUCUCAAGAUCCCCAUCCCAGGCAGCCCUAGGCAGUUUUUAAGUUUCUACCAAGCUCCACUAUACUGGCAAGGCAACUUUCCCCAAGCAAGUCUUGUUUGCUUCGGAAAGUCGCAGGCGCCCAGGAAUGAACAGGAUAACCGCUAGUGGCUCCAGAUGUCAGAAAACAGAUGACCAGAUCGAGCACGCGCAGAUCUCUGGUUGGUCGGCUGUGUGCCUCCGGAAGGGCCGUGCUCGUCCAAUCACCGAGAGGGAGGGCACGUUGAGGGUGAUGCCAGGAAUCAAGAUGGCGCCCUCGGUCCGCUCUCAGCCACUUUGGUCUCUACCUGAAGAGCCACGCCCCGUCUGCUACACCCAACCGGUUGGUUCUUCAAUCACAGAGAGGAAAGGCAACAGGAGGAAGACGUCAGGCGCAAAUAUGGCGUUCCGGACGUGCUCUGCAGUUUGCUUGGCCUCUACUCAAGGUGCACCGGAUGUCCAAUCACCAAGGAAUGCUGAUGGUAUAGCAAGAAGGUAUUCUGAGCAUUAUAUCAAUGGGGAGGUUCUAGAUCUUUCGCAAAGCAGGAGCAAGCUGCCCUGUUGUGAGCUCUCUGGUGGAGAGCCCCACAUGGCAAGAAAAUGAAAAGCCCCCUGGAGAGACAAGAGCUGAGGCCCAGGAUACAAUAUCCUGAAAAAAACUGAAUCCUGCUGACAACUGCCCAAGUGAAGCUGGAAGUGCAUCUUUCCGCAGUGGAACCUUGAGAUGACUGCAGCCCUGGCUGACAACUUGAUUGCAGCCUGUGAAGGACCCUGAACUAGAGGACUCGGCGAAAUUGUGCCUGGAUUCCUGACCUACAGAGGCAGUGAGAUAAUAAAUGCUGUUGUUUGAGGCCACAAAGUUUUGAGGUAUUUGUUAAUACAGCAACGGAUACUUAAUACAGCUUCCUACAUGGUCUCCCUCCUUCACCCUUCACACUACAGUCUGUUGUCCACACAGCAGUCAGAGAUCCUUUUGAAACGUAAGUCAGAUCAUCAUGACACUUACUUCCUUGCUAAGUGGGCUGCAAGGCCUUUCACAGUCUGAUCCCCUAUCCUCUCUCUUUCCCCAUCUCCUAUCAUUCUUCCCCUUGCAAAUUUUCUUCCAGCACGUGGGCCUGCCUGCUGUUCUUCAGUAUGGCAAGCAACCUGCUGCCCGGAGCCCACACACUGACUGUCCCCUCUCCUAGGACACUCUUCCCUCAAGGGCUCCCACAUCUUGCCUGCUGGCUCCCGCAUCUUCUUCAAGUCUGCUUAAAUGUCACCUUCUCAGUGAGGCCCAUCCUGGCUAUCCUCUUUCAGUUCUGACACAAAAUAAUUUAUCCCUUUAUUACAUCGUUAUUUUGUUGUCUUCCCUCCUUCUGUUCCUACUAAAAUUUAAUCUCUAGGAAAGCAGAAAACGUCUUGUUCUUUGCUGUAACCCAAGUGCCUCGAACAUUGCCUCAUUAAUUGCUUGCACUCAAUAAUAUGUGUUGAAUAAAUGGGUUAAGUAGUUUAUUAAUUGUGAAGCUAAAUCCCGUCUGAAAGGUUUGGAGCAGCUUGUUGAAAUAGCAAAUAGAGAUUCUGUGUUUUAAGUUGUGGUUUAGGUAGAAUCAUCCAUGAUGUACGUGGAGCCAGAUCCUGCGUCCUGGAAUCAAAUAUCUGUAUCUGACCUGUGGGUAAUUAUAUUGCUAUCCUAUACCUUUGACCCAUUCAUCUCGGCUCACCUGUGAUCCAGGCUAUACUCCUAAACUUGGGUGAGAGAGUCUGCAACACAAGGAAAACACAGAGCCAUCAUUUAGUAAAUCACACCCAUAAUAAUACAUUUUGUUGUUAAAUGUA
Messenger RNA from Macaca mulatta (Rhesus monkey), 1974 nucleotides. RefSeq lists its product as uncharacterized. NCBI's taxonomy places the organism in Eukaryota, Metazoa, Chordata, Mammalia, Primates, Cercopithecidae. The record is from RefSeq and is a predicted model, not a curated record.